Molecule: messenger RNA, 1979 nt
Organism: Papaver somniferum (opium poppy)
Lineage: Eukaryota; Viridiplantae; Streptophyta; Magnoliopsida; Ranunculales; Papaveraceae
Product: pentatricopeptide repeat-containing protein At1g12300, mitochondrial-like
Exons: 1
Coding region: 304-1890 (528 amino acids)
Molecular function (GO): protein binding
Source: RefSeq, a predicted model, not a curated record
GUGAUCAAGAAGAACAGAAAGAAUGAAUUUGGUUCAAAGAUUGAAGCACAAUAGCAGAGUUAUCUCUAGUUAUUAUCAUCAAUCAUUUGUGAGGGAUUAUUAUGGUUCAGGAGGUAUCAAGAGUAGAAAUAUAUCACAGCUUGAGAGUUAUGUGCAGGAUGAGUGUAAAUCUGGAAGGAUUAAGAAGCUUGAGGAUGGUUUGAAAUACUUUGAUCUAUUGAUUUUCGAAAGGCCUUUUCCGUCUACCUCUACAUUUAAUCAUGUAUUGGGAUUAAGAAGAUUAAAUGCUAUUCAGAUGUCAUCAUGUUGUAUAAGAAGAUGGGUUUGGUUGGGGUACAACCCAAUAUUUAUACAUUGAGCAUUUUGAUUAAUUGCUGUUGUCAAUUAGGAAAAGUGAACUAUGGGUUUUGUUUUCUUGGACAGAUUAUUAAGAGAGGUCAUCAGCCCAAUGUCAUCACAUUCACUACACUGAUUAGAGGGUUGAGUCUUCAAGGGAGGAUUGAUUCUGCUUUCAAAGUGUUUGCUAAAAUGACUGAAACAGGUAUUCAACCUAAUGAGGUUACAUGUAACUCACUAAUACAUGGGCUUUGUACAACCGGUGAAGUGGGUCUUGCUCUUCAGUUAAAAAACAACAUGUCUAAAUGGAAUUGCAGACCAACUGUGGUCUCUUAUGCUGCAAUUAUAGACACACUUUGUAAAGGAGGUUUAGUUGAUGAAGCUUCGGUUCUCUUCUCUCAAAUGCAUAGAGAUUUGAAUGUUGUUCCUGAUGUAGUUGUGUACACUUCUUUGAUAGAUGGACUAUGCAAUUCAGGCCGGUUAAAUGAGGAAAAGAGACUCUUUGGGGAGAUGGUUAGUAGAGGAAUCUCUGCAAAUGUAACGACAUAUACUUGUAUGAUUCAUGGUCAUUGCCUACAUGGUCAGCAGGAAGAAGCAAGAAGAUAUUUCGAUGAAAUGAUUGAUCGCGGGAUUUUACCCAAUAUAAUAACCUUUAGUAUAUUGAUAGAUUCACUUUGUAAAGAUGGGAACACAGAAGAUGCUUUGGGGUUGUUCAAAUUGAUGGACAAGAUAAAUAUUAAACCUGAUCAGAUUACUUACAGCUCAAUGAUAGACGGUCUGUGUUUGGCAGGUCGAUUACAAGAUGCGGUGAAAUUGUUUGACUCCAUGGUGGACAAGCGCCUUCAACCGGAUGUUAUUAGUUGCAGUAUACUAAUUGAUGGGUAUUGCAGGAACCGUAAGUUGGAUGAAGCUUUGCAGCUAUUCAAGAAAAUGAAACAAAAAGGAUUACAACCCUGUAUAGUUACUUACACUAUCCUAUUAAGGGGACUAUACCAGGAUGGAAGAAUGAAGACUGCUCAGAGGUUCGUCAAUGAGAUACAAUCUUUUGGUGUAUCUCCAAAUGAAGUUACAUAUGGUACAAUUUUGGAUGGUCUUUGCAAGAAUGGAAAUUUUUUGGAGGCGAUAGAAUUGUUUGAAUCCAUGGAGGGUACUGGUGUUUUAGCUGAUGUUGAAAUGUACGCUGUCCUUAUUCAUGGUUUGUGUCGGGCUGGGAAGUUGGAAGAUGCAAGAAAACUGUUUAAUGAGAUUCCAGAAAAAGGAUUAGUACCUGAUGUAGCAACAUAUACCACAAUGAUAGCUGGCCUCAUUCAUCACAGGAUAUCCUUGGAGGCUAACAAACUAAUCAUCCAAAUGGAAGAGAAAGGUUGUUUACCAAAUUCUAUAACAUAUGAUACCAUCGUCAAGGGUUUUCUUGAAGGGAAUGAGACUGAGAAGGCAUUACUAUUUCUUCGUAAGAUGCGUGAAAGAGAAUUUGUACCAAGGGAUUCUGUUGUAUCCUUGUUAAUAAACACUCUCUCAGCAGGUGAACUGAAAAAUCUUGUGUUAUUUUUGUGAGACCUUGUAGUAAUUGUUUAGGGAUACAGUGAAAAUGUGAAAAACUCGAGGAGCAUUUGUGCGGCUUGAUAUAUUUAUUAAACCUUCUU